AUGAAGAUUAAGUUAAAAAUACACUUGAUACCUAUCAACCUUAGCACCGUCAAUACCACAAACUUAGAAGCUUAUGGUGUAAGGAAAUUCCUUCAUUUAACAGACCCCACCAUCACGUUGAAGGUUUUGUGUAACAACAUUCAUGCCCAAUACACUAGACUUUAUCCACGAGAUGAGAUCUUGGAAAUUGAAAAGUUUCAAAGCUCUGAUAAGUGUGAUUUGGAUCCUGAAUUCGUAGUUGGUGAUAUCUUAGAGUCAGGUGAUGACUUAAGAAUCUUAAUCAACAACAGUCUUCCAGAUUUGACCGUCAAUGGAACAUUCAAUGCUACCUUCGAUGUGGCUGCUGGUACAGGUGCCAUUAACCAUGGAACUAAUGGCCAUGGUAUUACAGGAAGUCAUGGUACUGGAGAACAUUUAACUUCCAUGGCUGCUCCCAGUGUUCCUUACCACGAUCUCCAGAGUACUCCAUUGAUCAAACCAGCACCUUUAUUGAUAAACGAAUCAGUUCCAGGAACCAGCCGAAAGAGAAACUUGGAAUUCUUCGAAAAGGUGGACAACCAUCUUCCUAAGAAGAAGACCGUUCCUGUUAAUGAUAAGAUCAACAAAUCCAUGGAGAAAUCGUUGGAAAAUAUCACUUUACCACCACCAGAAAUAGUUGAUGAGAAGAUCAUACCCGUGAAACGAGACCAUAAGAAUGGUAAUGGGAUCAGGGUUACUUCAGGGAUGUUGAAUGUUCCUAUGCAUACACAAAUGGAGACUGAACAGGUUUUGAAUAGAUUGGAGAAGAGUCAGUACGAGAGUAGUGAUAGUGAUAUGGACACGUCUGGCGAUGAACUGGAAGAAGAACCAACCCAAGAGCAAGUAGAAGCAAAAGAAGAACAAGAACCAGAAGUAGUACCAGAAAAACAGCCAUUACCACCAAAAAAACAAGAACAGCAAGUACCAAAACAAUCAGUACAACCAGUACAAGUACCAAAACAAUCAGUACAAUCAGUACAACCAGUACAAGUACCAGAACCAGAACCAAAACCAGAACAAUAUCAAAAAGAAGAUCAAAAAGAAGAUCAAGAGGAACAAAUUGUCGAUGAAGACAAAAAAAUUAAAAACCAAGACCUUCCCCCAUCACCAACUAAAUCCAAAUCAUCCCCCGAUAAAUCUAAAGACACCUACACCCAUGAAGAACUCAUCUCAUACCUCAAACAAAGGAAACCUAAAGAAACCAUUCAAGGUAACGGCAGAAACAACUCCAUUCUCAAGAACCUUAAAAUCUCCAUGGUACCUGAUAAAGUUUAUCCAACAACCAAGGAAAGACGUAGAAGUAGUAAUAAAGAUCACAUGACAAAAGAAGAAGUAAUACAACAAAUCAGUAAAGUUGAAGAAUCCAGUGAAAGUUCAAGUUCCAGUUCCAGUGAAAGUAGUGAAGUUUCUAGUGAUAGUGAUAGUGAUAGCGACAGUGACAGUGAUAGUGAUAGUGAUAGUGACGACUCCAGUUCCAGUGUAAUCAAAUCAGUGAACUCCGUGUCACCGAAAUUGGCUGCAAAAAAAACCGUCGCGAUACCUAAAACAGUAAUCAAAAGUGGGACCAAAGAGCCUGUGAAAAAUCCCAAAUCACCGCCAACCAAAGAACCUAAAGCAUCACCGACGGUUCAACCUAAACCAACCAAAACAACACCUAAAGUAACGAAGGUAACCAAGACCAAACCACCAGCAACCCCAGCAACCCCAGCAACUCCAGCAGCCAAUGCACCCACAGCAUCUAAAUCUAAGGUGCCAACUCCGAAACUUAAAAAAGAUGUUGAACCUGAAAAGCCUACAUUCAUCGAUAAAAUCAAAAAACCUAUUCUCAAUUCCCUCAGUGACUUAACCAAGAGUGGAAUCCCUGCUGUUAAAGAUAAAUUUUCCACCACCAAGCCUAUAAGUAAGGAAGCUCAAAAAAAGGCCGAUAGUGAUAGUGAUAGUGAUAGUGAUUCUGAUUCUGAUAGUGAUUCUGAUAGCGACAGUGAUAGUGAUAGCGAUAGUGAUAGUGAUAGUGAUUCGGCAUCAGACUCCGGAUUCAUCAAACGUAAACCUAAGAAGAAUUCAGGUUUCAAAGCUCUACUUAAAGAUGGUAAUAAAUAG
Molecule: messenger RNA, 2118 nt
Organism: Yamadazyma jaroonii
Lineage: Eukaryota; Fungi; Ascomycota; Pichiomycetes; Serinales; Debaryomycetaceae
Source: the annotation of a GenBank genome assembly